Lacerta agilis (Sand lizard) is the source of this 2491-nucleotide messenger RNA. It is a transcript of the gene RDX, whose product is annotated as radixin. Gene Ontology annotation, molecular function: actin binding; cell adhesion molecule binding. The record is from RefSeq and is a predicted model, not a curated record. The transcript is spliced from 14 exons. Lineage: Eukaryota; Metazoa; Chordata; Lepidosauria; Squamata; Lacertidae. Bases 170 to 1927 code for a protein of 585 amino acids. Gene Ontology annotation, biological process: regulation of cell shape; positive regulation of protein localization to early endosome; regulation of organelle assembly. Gene Ontology annotation, cellular component: adherens junction; cytoskeleton; apical part of cell.
GCCGCUUGGGACCCAAUCCGCUUUCCUGGAAGCAGAGAAAAAAAAGAAGAGGAAAGCGAAGAGCUCGCCGCCCCCGGGCUGUCUCAGCCUCCGCAGCCGCCAGAAAAGUACAAAGAUUGUGGUACAGCAGAUGAUUUAACUGAACCAGAAACACAGAAAAGGGGAGAAAAUGCCGAAACCAAUUAAUGUAAGAGUCACCACAAUGGAUGCAGAGCUGGAGUUUGCCAUCCAGCCCAACACAACAGGAAAACAGCUUUUUGAUCAGGUUGUAAAAACAGUUGGCCUACGGGAAGUUUGGUUUUUUGGACUACAGUAUGUAGACAGCAAAGGAUACUCAACUUGGUUGAAGUUGAACAAAAAGGUAACACAGCAAGAUGUAAGGAAAGAAAAUCCUCUUCAGUUCAAAUUCAGGGCAAAGUUUUUUCCUGAGGAUGUGUCUGAAGAGUUGAUUCAAGAAAUAACCCAGAGACUGUUUUUUCUGCAAGUAAAAGAAGCCAUUUUAAAUGAUGAAAUCUAUUGUCCUCCUGAAACUGCUGUUCUGCUAGCUUCUUAUGCUGUUCAAGCCAAGUAUGGAGAUUACAAUAAAGAGAUACAUAAGCUAGGAUAUUUGGCCAAUGACAGACUUCUUCCGCAGCGUGUUUUGGAACAGCAUAAAUUGACAAAAGAGCAGUGGGAAGAAAGAAUACAAAACUGGCAUGAAGAACACAGAGGGAUGUUAAGGGAAGAUUCUAUGAUGGAGUACCUCAAAAUUGCACAAGAUUUGGAAAUGUAUGGAGUCAACUAUUUUGAAAUAAAGAACAAAAAGGGAACUGAAUUAUGGCUUGGUGUCGAUGCUUUGGGUUUAAAUAUUUAUGAACAUGAUGAUAAGUUGACUCCCAAGAUCGGCUUUCCUUGGAGUGAAAUCAGAAAUAUUUCAUUUAAUGACAAAAAGUUUGUGAUAAAACCCAUUGACAAAAAGGCCCCUGAUUUUGUGUUUUAUGCACCACGUCUAAGAAUUAAUAAACGGAUAUUGGCACUGUGUAUGGGAAAUCACGAGCUGUACAUGAGGAGGAGAAAGCCAGAUACAAUUGAAGUUCAACAGAUGAAGGCCCAGGCUAGGGAAGAAAAACACCAAAAACAGAUGGAGAGGGCACAACUAGAAAAUGAGAAAAGGAAAAGGGAAAUAGCAGAAAAAGAGAAGGAAAGAAUAGAGCGUGAAAAGGAAGAGUUGAUGGAACGGCUAAGACAAAUUGAAGAACAGACGAUGAAGGCCCAAAAAGAAUUGGAAGAGCAGACAAGAAGAGCCCUAGAGCUGGAUCAGGAAAGGAAGAAAGCAAAAGAGGAAGCGGAGCGCCUGGAAAAGGAUCGGAGAGCUGCAGAAGAGGCAAAAGCUGCUCUGGCGAAACAGGCUGCUGACCAAAUGAAAAAUCAGGAGCAGCUGGCGGCAGAACUUGCGGAAUUCACAGCUAAGAUUGCACUUUUGGAGGAGGCCAAGAAGAAGAAAGAAGAAGAAGCUUCAGAAUGGCAGCACAAAGCCUUUGCAGCCCAAGAAGAUCUGGAAAAGACCAAAGAAGAGCUGAAGACUGUGAUGUCUGCUCCUCCUCCGCCACCUCCUCCGCCUCCCCCUGUAAUUCCUCCCACAGAAAAUGAACAUGAUGAACAGGAUGAGAAUAAUGCAGAGGCCAGUGCUGAAUUGGCUUCUGAUGGCGUUGUGAAUCACAGGAGCGAGGAAGAGCGUGUAACAGAAACGCAGAAGAAUGAACGUGUAAAGAAACAGCUCCAGGCCCUGAGUUCUGAGCUGGCCCAAGCCAGAGACGACACCAAGAAGACCCAGAACGAUGUCCUUCAUGCAGAGAACGUUAAAGCCGGCCGCGAUAAAUACAAGACUCUUCGACAGAUCCGGCAAGGCAAUACGAAGCAGCGCAUUGAUGAAUUUGAAGCAAUGUGAGAGCUGUUACUUUGCAUAUAUGUUCUUCAUUAAGCUUGAACCACCAGCAGAGAAACGCAGGCCUUUCUGAAAGGAACACACCCCACCUUGCCAAAGCAUUUAUACCAGUUUGUGGUUAAAACUCAUUUCAUGAAAGCCGUUCAACAAUAAGGCAGCCUGUCCGCUCUGGCUCUCUGGGAGAAGUGGUGGCCACAUCUCCAUGAUCUCAUAUUACAUGUUUGUUUGUUUGUUUUUUUAAUUCUUUGUCCUCUGGAGGACUAGCUCCAUCUUAUACUGACAAAGCUGUUAACCUAAACAGGAAUGAUUUGAAAGAACACUAGCUUUUACCUUAUAACUGGCCACAGUUUUUGGCAUGGGUGCACUUUGGAUUUUUCUUUUCUUUUUUCAUUUUAGUGAAUUUGCAAGAACUUGCUUAAUUUAUCAGGGGUUUAGGGGUGUGGUUUUUCUUCUGUUAGGUGGAGUUCUUUGGUGUUUCACGUCCUGUCAUCAUUGAUGGUUUUCUUUGCCUGCCUGUUCACAAAGGUCUAGAUGGCAGGUAGCUGUUCCAGCAUACCCCCCCCCCUU